AGUUGCCCCCCGCAGCAUCCUGAGGUUAUCAAGAUCGUGAUGCGAUACUGGGAUCCGUUGGCUGCGUCGAGUGACCUAUAUAAUCCCAGCAACUCGGUCUCACGAUGUCACAUAUCCCUGCCCCGCCUCUCAUCCACCCCCACUGCUCUGUUGUCGUGAGCUGAGCGUUGAAAGCCGAGAUGGACGACUAUGAAUCAUACUUAUCCUUGAGUGGCUUUGGACCGGAAGACUCGUCCAGGAACCCUUUGCGUGUUGCGGAGGGCGGAGUGCGCAGUGUAGGCAAGCGAGUGACAGACCGCCUUCCUCAGCUCCUCAUGAAUAGUGUAUUGUUUGGCGCAUUCUCGAUGUUGAUCCCCCUGCUUGUGCUCACCGUGGUUUACCGUCGCAAAUUACCCCUUCCUAGGGCUGUCGUUGGUGGUGCAUGCUUCUUCAUGUACGGCUUGGCAGUGCUGCAGUGGGGGCUCGAAAUCUACACCCUGGUACUCAACGUACUGGGCUCUCUUGCUGUCAGAGAAGCAACAAUCCAAUGCCUGGACGAUACAAUUCGCGGAGCGACAUGCACCUUAAGUCCAGACGGAAUCGACCAGCUCCUCGAUUCCUCUUUACAGCUGUAUCCGCGCAUCCCCGCCAUGCCAUUAGCAGCCACCUUGAUUUUCGGCAAUAUGGCCAAUUCAAUUCUCGCCUACGAUCUAUUGCGGGGAGAGUCCGCCAUGCAGCGGUUCAUCGCGCUUCUCUUUUCUGUCACAACUAUUGUCGCGGGCCUCAGCCUGAACAAUGCUUCUGCGUCUCGCACAUACGCCAUCACACACGACCUCUUCGCGACUUUCAUCUUGUCCUGGGCAUUGAAUGUUUGGAUCGGUGGUUUGACCAUCUACAAAGCUCGGCACUCCGCGUGUCCACGGCCGGCAGGGUCACGCCAGGCCCUACUGCAUAAACUCCACAUCGCGGCCGCGGCACUACAUAGCGUACUCUGGACCGUCCUCGUUUACGGCGUUAUCUUCGCUCGAUAUCGGGCUUCCUCCAUGAGCUCGACCAGUUGGUACUGCGCUCUCGGGAUUCACCUCUUCAUCAGUUCUGGCUUCGUGCAUUUUACUGGCAUCUACAUUACCACGCAGUUUUUGCUGGUAGUAUACGCAGACGAUGAAGUGCAGGACGGUAUUUCUGCUGCCAAUUUGGAAGAUGCGUCAGACGUAUUACAGGAGGUGCUUUGACAUCUGGUAUACGCUGCUGGCCCACGAUUAUGACAUGAGGUGCUUCGCCGGCUCCGGUGGCUCUGCCCUGGCCAUUGAAUCAUUCUCCCCCAAUCCAAUAUCAAGACCUUACUAUUAUUUACAACACGUCUGAGUCGAGAGGCAGGAUGGUCAGUAUCAGCAAUCUAAGCAAUAGCAUUUCAGUUGAUGUUUUUAUGUCCCUGUAUGCUUGGAAUAUGGUCCAGAUCUUUCGAAACGAGUCCCCUGAUUCUUUUGGUUGUGGUCUAGCAGUGUUACCACAUGUGUUCCACGCCUAUAUCCUCCCCAACCUAAUCACCCGUGCAGCUAAGUUCAUCAAAGUUGGAAAUCAACCUCGGUGUCUGUUGGCUGUA
Molecule: messenger RNA, 1582 nt
Organism: Phanerochaete carnosa HHB-10118-sp
Lineage: Eukaryota; Fungi; Basidiomycota; Agaricomycetes; Polyporales; Phanerochaetaceae
Exons: 7
Coding region: 180-1211 (343 amino acids)
Source: RefSeq, a predicted model, not a curated record